AUGAAAGUUUCUGUCACUUUCCUUAUCUUGGGCUUACUCAUCCUGCUUCUUGAGGCUAACCCAGGAAUCAAGGUGAAAAUCACACAGAAAGCAUUAGACUAUGGAAAUCAAUUUGGAAUAGAGCUUCUGAAGCAGAAGUUAAAGGAAAAGAUCUUUGAAGACUGGAAUGGAGAAUCUACAUAUGCAUUUUUUGCACUCAAUUACACAAUUUCAAAGAUAAAAAUUGAAAACAUGGAAUUUCCCAACACAUCCUUGUCUCUCAUCUCUGGAACUGGGAUUAAACUAUUAGUGGAAAAUGCUUCAGCAAUGGCUCUUGCAGAUUGGAGCGUGGAGACCUGGCUAUUCAAAGAUUCUGGAAGAGGGGCUGUCUUCAUCUCAGGAAUAUCUCUCACAGCAAUUGUAAAAGUGUCUCAGAAUGUAUUUGGUCAUUUAAAAUUGUCGCUUGACAGCUGUAAAGGAGAUAUAGAUGAUAUGGACAUCAAACUGAAUCAAUCUUAUAGAUGGUUAUAUACAUACUCUACUACUUCUGUGGUAACAUCGCUGUGUAGUGUGCUGGCCUCAAAUUUGUGUCAUCAAGUGAAUUUUGUGAUCCAAAAGAUUAAUAAAAACUUCAACCAAUAUCCAGUCCAAGUUCAGAUUGGUCACUUUGCAGUAAUAGACUAUUCCCUGUUAAACUCUUCAACUAUCUUGGAAUCAUCAAUUGACUUGGAUUUAAAGGGAACAGUCUAUCCAGUGGAAGAAACCACAGAACCCCCCUUCAAGCCAACUCCCUUUGUUCUUCUGAAUGAGAACAACUCUAUGUUCUAUAUAGGAAUCUCAGAAUAUUUCUUGCAGUCUGCUUCACUGGCUUAUUUCAUUUCUGGGGCUUUUACUAUCUCUGCUGAGCAAGAGGAAAUGCUUUCUUCUUAUUUCAAGUUAACUACAGAUACAUUGAAUAGCAUCAUUCCCACUAUUUCUCAUAUUUAUGCAAAGCCACUUCCAGUAAUUAUGAACAUAAGAAUUAUCGAUGCACCUGUGAUUAGUCUGCAUGACAAUAAAUCCAUCCUGGUAUUUUCUGCUUCUAUGGAAGUAUUGGCAAAGAUGCCAAACUCAACCACUGAAUCCAUGUUCACCUUGAACAUAACAACUAGAACGCAUGCAGAUUUGACUAUAUUUGAUCGGAGGUUGCUAACUACAUUGUGCUUGAACAGUUUCCACAUCUCCUUGGCUCAUUCCAACGUUGGCCUCUUUGAGGCUUCACUUUUGGAUAAUUUCCUGUCUUACAUUUUACGAACUGGAAUAAUUCCAGCAGCCAAUUUUCAACUAAAGGAUGGAUUUCCUCUGCCUGUCUUGGACACAAUUUUUCUUAUGAAGCCCAGUAUUAGAAUUUAUGAGGGUUUCUUGCUGAUUUCCACUGAUGUUCAAAGCCUACGAUAA
This is a messenger RNA of Protobothrops mucrosquamatus (brown spotted pit viper), 1416 nucleotides long. RefSeq names its product BPI fold containing family C (gene BPIFC). The record is from RefSeq and is a predicted model, not a curated record. Lineage: Eukaryota; Metazoa; Chordata; Lepidosauria; Squamata; Viperidae. Gene Ontology annotation, molecular function: lipid binding. The transcript is spliced from 15 exons. The coding region runs from base 1 to 1416 and encodes 471 amino acids.